Messenger RNA from Capsaspora owczarzaki ATCC 30864, 4113 nucleotides. RefSeq lists its product as hypothetical. Gene Ontology annotation, cellular component: signaling receptor complex. Gene Ontology annotation, biological process: multicellular organism development; cell surface receptor protein tyrosine kinase signaling pathway; positive regulation of kinase activity. Gene Ontology annotation, molecular function: ATP binding; transmembrane receptor protein tyrosine kinase activity; protein binding. NCBI's taxonomy places the organism in Eukaryota, Filasterea, Ministeriida, Capsasporidae. The record is from RefSeq and is a predicted model, not a curated record. The transcript is spliced from 7 exons. Bases 47 to 3799 code for a protein of 1250 amino acids.
UUUGGUUUUUUCAAUUUUCUUGGAUUUGUUUUUUCGAAUAUCUUUCAUGACUGAUUCGACUUCUCGGAUGGCGCUCGUGCAGCCGAGGCUGUUGCUGGGACUGCUAGUUCUACACGUUCUGCUUGGGCUGCUAGUGAUGGAAGCGUCGGCGGCGUACAGAGGGACUUCGUUUUUACCGACCGCAACCGAUACAAUCGUGAGAGCUGCAGGAACAGGCAAAUCAACUGGUAGCGGCAACCAACUCGCCAUCGCAACAUGUCCGGCUGGCAAAAGCAUCAUUUGGGGCUUCAAAUGGUCGUGGUCGACUGAUCUAGAAAGUUUACCAUCAUGCUUCGCAGACAAUAACGGGGCGUGCACUAUUGGCGAUACCAGUUGCUCGAGUUCUGAAUGCUCAAAGAGUGGAGCUGCUACCAAACAGUACGUCAUCAUUGUUUGUCGAACGGGCGCUGCCAUCACCGGGUUGACGCAGCAGACAGCUUAUGGUACUGGGCCGGAAACCGCCUCCUGUCCUGCUAGCACCGUCAUUGCUUAUGGGUUUUCCUUCUACAUGAGCGACGGACUGCGUGACACCAACUGUCUCUACAACAACAAGGUCUGCGAUCUGGGUCAGCAAUCCUGUUCAACUACAGCCUGUGACACAAAUUAUUGUGGUAGUGGAGCGGACCCGGCUUACGAGUAUUCGUUCAUCUACCUCCUGUGCAUGCCAUCCGCAGCAGUAACAUUGAGCUCUGGAGAUUUCGUGUCGAAGACAGGAACAUCGAGCGCUGAUAGCGUUGCUUGCCCGGACACUUCCAAUUACAAAAUCAAGUUUGGCGUGUCAAUGCAUGAAACGGGUUAUGAUUUCAACCAAAAUCCGUCCGACUGCUUAACGACAAACAAUCAAGCUGCUACGUACAACAGCGACAUUCUUAAUCAUGUCGCUUGUGACACGACCAGCAAUUCUUGCAGCAACGACCAGUUCUUCCUGCACGCAAUUUGCGUGGACGUCAGCGCACCUUCCACGCCCUCCAUCACUUCACCGACCCAAAAUCAGGUUUUUCGGACGAACUCGGUCGCAUGGACUUUUACGGCGGCGACCGAUGCCCAGUCCGGCAUUGACCACUACGAGUGCCAGUUUUCGUCUGGUGGUGGAUGGACGACUUGCACUUCCAAUCAAGUCUCGACCUUAAAUGUGGGAACCUACUCUUUUCAAGUUCGCGCUGUCAACGGAGCGGGCCUGCCAUCAUCAGCCAGCUCCUCGCGCGCAUUCUCGGUUGCAUGCUCCUUGGAGUGCGCCACUUGCAGUCCAUCCAAUGUGAAUGUGUGCCAAUCGUGUGCCUCCGGAUCCUACUUGUCUGGAACAUCGUGCGUCUCGACCUGCCCUGAACCAAACUGGGGCAAGCCUGACGGCACCUGUGGCGAUUCCUGUCCUGCGAACAAGUAUGGAGACAUACACCAAAGUCGUGCGUGUGUUUCAACUUGCACGAAUUUUGCGCCAGCGAAUGCAUCGCCGAGCACAAGAGUGUGCGUUGACCAAUGUCCUAGCCCAUAUUAUGGCGAUUCGGUCAACCACCUUUGUGUUGCAAGCUGUCCUGCUCCCAAUUAUUUUGGUGACGCUUCUCGCAGCUGUGUCACACCCUGCCCCGAUGGACUGUACGGAAACCCCUUGAGUUUGCCUCGUGUUUGCGUUUCAACUUGCACAGGCGGGUACUAUGCCGAUUCCGGCAACCACCUUUGUGUUGAAAGCUGUCCUGCUCCCAACUAUUUUGGUGAUGCUUCUCGAAACUGUGUCACACCCUGCCCCGAUGGAACGUACGGAAACCCCUUGAGUUCUCCUCGUGUUUGCGCAUCAGCUUGCACAGGCGGGUACUAUGCCGAGCCAAUCAGCAAGGUUUGUGUCCAGACUUGUCCUGCUGGGACUUAUGGCGACGGUCUGCGGACUCCGCCGUCGUGCUCGGCGAGCUGUACUAGUGGCACCUUGAAAGAUGAUGCAUCCCACAGUUGUGUUAGACACUGCCCCGCCAACUCGUGGGCGGACUCUCCGACUGGCACCUGUGCUUCGAGCUGUUCCUCGGGACUUUUCAAACAAAAUUCAACUUGGACGUGCGUGACUGCAUGUGAUGGGAGCCUCUUUGCAGAUCCUACCAGCGGAUCGUGCGUUGUGUCAUGUCUGUCGCCGACGUACGCAAAUUCUCUUGCUACCCCGCCAUCGUGCUCGGCGAGCUGCACUGGUGGACGCUUCAAAGAUGACAGCACUCGACAAUGUGUUGCGAAUUGCCCAGCCAACUCGUGGGCGGAUCCCUCAACUAGCAGCUGUGCAGCAACCUGCUCCGCCGGGUUUGCGCACAAUGCCACCUGGUCUUGCGUCAACACUUGCACUGUCGGCUAUGCCGACAACUCGACUCAGUCGUGCGUGACUAGUUGCCCAAGCGGCACUUUUGCUUUGAAGCCGUCUCAUUCUUGCGUCGCUGCGUGCCCAUCUGGCUACAAAGCCUCCAACUCCACGAACUCGUGUGAUGACGGCUCUUCUGGCGCUCAAGGCAAUGGUGGCAGUAGCCCUGUUGCCGCAGCAGCUGGCGCCGCAGCAGCAGGCGUCGUCGUUCUGAUUGCGAUCGUGGUCGUGGUUGUACUUCUGCGUCGAAGCAAGCGAAGCCACGGCAACCACAAGAUGGAAAGCACUUCCGCUACUAUCGAAAUGACCAACCCGAACUUUGCUCCGGGCCACGAUCCAGUCUACGAUGUUGCUGUUCAAACCAAGCAAAAGAGCUCUUAUCCUGCCUCGACAGCCUACUCCACCCCAGCUGACUACGCACUGCCGCUCAAACCAAACCCCAGCGAUCCCGAGUAUGCCGCGGUCGGAGGAUUGCCGUAUUCCACGCCGUCAACUGAGUACAGCCUUGCAGUGGUCUCAACAUCUGCAAUGCUGUCAUCGCAGAUAGCCACUGGCGAGCGCAAGCUGCUCGGACGAGGCGCCUUUGGAGAAGUGUUUUCCGCGAACGUGUCCAUUGCCCUCAUUGCUCCCCAGCAUCGCCACCUGUUUGCCCCUGGCGCGCAGACGGUCGAUGUCGCAGUCAAGACUCUGCAAUUGGAUGCCAAUGUUCGGGCGGAGCAAGACUUUGUGCACGAGGCCGAGCUCUUGCGCAGGCUGAACCACACCAACAUUGUCAAUGUCCUCGCGGUGCUCCCAGCCGGACGAGGUCAGCCGCAAAUGCUCGUUCUGGAGUAUGUGCCGUAUGGUGAUCUCCGCAACCUGCUCCGGAAAUCGGCAAAGAGCGGUGUCGUCUGGUCGCCAGACGAGUAUGUGCAUGUGGCCACCGGUGUUGCCGAAGGCAUGGCUUACUUGGAGCAAUCGCGCGUGCUUCAUCGUGAUUUGGCCGCACGGAAUAUCCUUGUUGGCGAGCAUCUGGUCGCCAAGAUUGCCGACUUUGGCUUAUCCAGGGAGCUGAACGACAAGGACUAUUACAAGUUGCAGUCGAAGCAGAAGCUGCCGAUUCGCUGGAUGGCGCCCGAAACACUCAACUACCGCAAGUUCUCGAGCCAAUCGGAUGUAUUUUCGUAUGGCGUUGUGCUUUGGGAGCUCUUUACAAUGGGCCAAGCACCCUGGGCGAAUGUCGAACGCGAGCAGUACCUUGUGGGUCUGGAGCGCGGCGAUCGUUUGCCGCAACCUCGGGACUGUCCUGCGCAACUCUACUCGCUGAUGUUGACGACCUGGGAAUGGGAACCCUCUGCCCGCCCUUCGUUUGCCGACUGCGUGCUGUUGCUUCAGCAGGGACGUUCGCCAAGCGGCACAGUUCGCGAUUUGGGGGCUUUGGUGCAUUGAUUUGUCGGUGCAAGUUUGUUGGCGCGUUGGCAAUGACCAGUUUGUGUUUCUCGAUGAAUGGAAUCCCUUUUAACUUGAAACUCAAGCAGACACUCUUUUCCCGUGCUCUGCAAGGUCACCUCAACUGGAGCGCUGCAGCUUUCCAUCCGUUUUCUUUGUGGUCGUCGUCGUCGUCGUCGUCGUUUUGCCAUCCUUUGCGAAUGUGCAGCUUUUACUUGCCUUGAAUAGCAUUUUAUUGUGUCGUGAUUGUCAUUUUUGCGCUCGAAUCGUAUCGUCGUCGUUUCUCCAUAAAUCUAUAAAUCUGAGAUUCUCAC